Striga hermonthica is the source of this 1152-nucleotide messenger RNA. The record is from the annotation of a GenBank genome assembly. Lineage: Eukaryota; Viridiplantae; Streptophyta; Magnoliopsida; Lamiales; Orobanchaceae.
AUGGCUUUCUCAGCAACCCAAUACUAUGCAACCCCUUCAACAUUCCCCCACAACUUACCCAAAAUCACACAUUCCACCCCAAACCCCUUCACCCUCCCCAAACAACCACACAUCACUCUGCCCCACCACAAGCCACUCUACAUCUCCACCGCCGCAGCCCGUCUCGGAAAACCCCCCGGUGGCCCACCGGGUCCUCCGGCCCGUUGCCAGGCCUACGAGGCUCGGCAGCCGGUGCCCGUCACCAUCGAGCUCGACCGUGAGCGGAUCAAAAUCGGGCUCUACUUCGCCGCAUGGUGGGCCCUCAACGUCGUGUUCAACGUCUACAACAAAAAGGUCCUCAACGCCUUCCCUUUCCCCUGGCUCACCUCCACCUUGUCCCUAGCUGCCGGCUCGUUGCUCAUGCUAGUCUCGUGGGCCACCCGGCUGGCCGAGGCACCCGAAACCGACCUCGACUUCUGGAAAACUCUGUUUCCUGUUGCGGUGGCGCAUACGAUCGGACAUGUGGCGGCUACGGUUAGCAUGUCGAAAGUCGCGGUGUCGUUCACUCACAUUAUCAAGAGUGGGGAGCCGGCUUUCACUGUCUUGGUGUCGAGAUUUUUGCUUGGAGAAACUUUUUCGACUCCGGUCUACCUGUCGUUGCUGCCGAUAAUCGGAGGCUGCGCGCUUUCUGCCGCAACCGAGCUCAACUUCAACCUUACGGGUUUCAUGGGGGCAAUGGUGUCGAAUUUGGCGUUUGUAUUCCGAAACAUAUUCUCGAAAAGAGGAAUGAGUAAAGGGAGAUCGGUCGGUGGGAUGAACUACUAUGCUUGCCUUUCAAUGAUGUCCCUUUUGAUACUCACUCCUUUUGCUAUAGCUGUGGAGGGACCUCAGUUGUGGGCUGUUGGCUGGCAAAAAGCAGUCUCUCAAAUUGGUCCCAACUUCAUAUGGUGGGUCAUGGCCCAGAGUGUGUUUUACCACUUAUACAACCAAGUAUCAUACAUGUCCCUAAACGAGAUAUCUCCACUGACGUUUAGCAUUGGCAACACGAUGAAGAGAAUCUCGGUUAUUGUUGCGUCAAUCAUUAUCUUCAACACCCCUUUACAGCCGAUCAAUGCACUUGGUGCAGCCAUUGCCAUCUCUGGCACUUUCCUUUAUUCUCAGGCUAAGCAGUAA